UUUUAAUGGCUAAUUGGUAUCGCAACUCUUAAGACGAUAUAUAAGGAGGUGGGCAGUGGCGCGUGCCCAGUGUGAGCUGGAGCAUGUAGUUGAGAGGCUCCUCCUCCCGCACCGCCCCCCUCGUCUCCCUCCAGUGGUCACGGCGUUUCGGGAAGGAGCGGAGCAGCAUUAGACCGUCCACGAGGGGCCCAGCAGAAGCCUGAGGGACACCGGAGUGUAGUGUGUCAAGCUGAGGGAGGCAAGAGACCGUGAGUUAGAAAAACGCAUGUGCCUGAGGAAGACGAGGAAGUGUGAGACUGAAGAUACGGAAGUGUGAUUGCAAGAGAAACGUGAGGUGGAGAAUACGAGAGAAUACCAGUGACCAUAUUGGGUGAGGAUACAAGAUACACACAGGUUAAAAAUAAAGUAACGAAGGACACGAAGCAAGCCAAUCAUCCAACGCAACGCCACAACUUGAACGGUGAAGAAAGGAAGUCGCGUGACAGACAAAAUAACCCAAGAAUCUCGUGUUGGUGGGUGUGUUUGUAUCCCGGACAGCCGCGUGACAGCCCGUGGGUGGAGGAUGAAUGUGUGGGUGUGUGGGGCGGCGUGGCUCAAGUCGCUAAGCCCUCAGUAGUCCCGCUCGGGAGGACUCGGAAGGAGUGGAGUGGAGUGGCUGAGUGACCUAUCGCAGGAUGGAAACUCAAACCCUUCAGUAGUCCCGCUUCGAGGACGUUGAGUGGCGGUGGCGUGUGAGCCUCGCCAUGGCCUCCAUCUACUUCACGGAGGGCGGCAUGGACGCGCACUGGGGCCGCUCCAACUCCCUCGUGUCCACCACCAGCAGUAGCGGCUGCGGCGACUCCCUCCUCGGGUCGCGUCUGGGGUCACGGUGGGCGCUGCUGGGGGAUGACGACGUGUUUCUGCCCGCCACCGUGGCCAUCCCGCGCCCCUGUCUCCCCGACCUUGACCUCAGGUGUCCACGAGACGAGGACAGCGGCAGCGUGGGGUCAUGCAGUCCCCCACCGUCCCCUCUUACUUCCGCGCCCUCCCCCGCCGCCCUCCCGACCCCAGCUGACAGCGAGGACCAGGCCCCCCCGAUGUCACCCCUGCCCACCCUGCAAGUGCCGCCCGCUCACCCAGGCCUCACUCUCUCAGGCCUCAUGGGACUGCCGCUCAAACCCCUGGGAGGCGAGGGGGCUCUGGGCCCUCCCGGGGAGGAGGGGCUAGAUCCCGGUGUAGUAGAAUUACUGGGGAGCGGUGACGAGCGAACUGCGGCGCUCAGGACCUCCCAACGGUUCUACUUCCGUCUAGUGCAAUGGCUGGGACGCAAGCGACGAGCGGGCCGCACGCCGCGCUCAGCUGAGCAUCACCACAAGGUGCAUUACGGCCUGCGCCCUGAAGUCCCUCCACACGAUACCAAGACCGCACGCAAGAGAUUUGCCGACCUGUUGCGUCGUGCCGCCCGCGGCGGGUCAUGGGAGGAGGGCAGGACGUUGCUGCCGCAGCAGGAGAGUGGCUACUCCUCACCCAACAUUUCGGCUCAGCACACUCCCACCGCCCACCACCGCCUCGUCAACCAGUCCAGCUUCAUGCGCCGCUCCCUCGAACUCUCACCGCAGCGGACGACACCGUCCACGCUGCCUCGCAUGUCUCUGCCUGCAGACCACCUGCGACGGACACUGGACGGCCGGUUCUCCACGCAGGCGGCAGAGCGGCGGCGGCGGCUCUCCCGGGGCAAGACCAUCAGCCAAGACGACGGCUUCCCGCCCGCCCCGCCCCCUACUCUCACCACGCCGCAGGAGGGUAGCUGCGGUGGCCGCUCCAACGCACCGCUGGUGACCAGCGCCCGCAGGAUGUCUCGGCCGGGGUCCUCGAGCCGGGAGGAGAGCACCGGCGAGGAGAGUGGCUUUGAGGAGGAGGAGCCAGUGGAGGUGAGGGUGCCGCCGCUGGUGUUGGAGGAGAGGCGGGACUCAGGCUCCUCUACCACCGCCGCCGCUGCUCACGACCCCCUUGCGGAGUGGGCCAUUCCGUGGGACCAGCUGCGCUUUGGCCAUGUUCUUCGUCGCGGCUCGACCACAAAUAUCUACAGGGGCCGCUGGCACGGGGACGUCAUGAUCCACACCUUCGACGGGACGCACGCCACGAUGGAGCGCCGCUUCUGGGAGCUGGUGGCGAGCCUGUCGAUGAUCCGCCACGAGAACAUCGUCCUCUUCAUGGGUGCCAGCAUGGCGCCCCCGAACUUGGCCAUCGUGACGGGCGUGCGGCGCGGGAUGUCCCUCCACCAGCACACCUCCUCCCGCGGCUCCAUCCCCUACCCCUCCAGAGUCAACAUUGCCCGUCAGGUUGCACAGGCCAUGUCGUACCUCCACUCCCGUGGCAUCAUCCACGGCCGCCUCAACUCGCGCAACGUGUUCCUGGAGGCCAAGAUCAAACUGUCUCUGCUCGACCACAGCAUGGCGGAGUCGAGCCCCGUGGGGGAGCACACCGGCUGCCUGGCACAGGGCCUCCUCACCUAUCUGCCCCCGGAGAUGAUGAGGACCCUACAAAUCGUCCCGCCGCACGUGACGGUGUCCGCCUCCCCGACACAGCAGUCCGACGUGUACAUGUACGGCACGCUGCUGUACGAACUGUUCGCCGAGGCGCCGCCCUUCGCCACGCAGCACCCGCACGCCGUCAUCCUGCAGGUGGGGCGGCGGCGGCAGCCCAGCACGGAGGACCUGCAGUGCACCCAGAACUUGAAGACGCUGAUCGGUGAGUGCUGGGACGCCGAGACAGCACAGCGGCCCGUAUUCCCGGACAUUCUGCGAACGCUGCAGCAGACACUGUCGCUCCACCGCGCCCACUCCACCUCAGAGCCCGAGAGACUCAACCGCAUGGGUGUGUCCGGCAGGAUAUCCUGCUGACAGGACCUGGGCCGGCCGCCGCCACCCCUCGGCCGCUCCCUCACUGAAGAGACUGUCAAGGACGACCUGCACGGGGACGCCUUCCUCAAGCUGCCCUGAACGCCGCGCCGAGGACACUCCCGCCCCCGCUGCCCCCGCACAGCCCCUUGUUGCCUCCGCUGCCUCCUGGCGGCCUCGACAAUACUGGACGUGUUGUCGGGCAGCAGGGCUAGAGACUGUAUGGGGACUAUUGGGGCGCCGGGGGUGCGACAGGGACCCUGCGAAAAGAGUCCCGCGAAAAAGACAGUCCAGAGGGAGCAGAGGGCGCGACGGAGGUCAGCCCGAGUCUGCUGUACGGGUCAGGUCGCUUGUGACCUCACCACCACAAUCAUCACCACCACCACCACCAUUACCACAACCUUUAGCGCCACCGUCACCACCACAUCCUCCACCACACUCUCCGCCACGCCCGUCACCGCCACCGUCACACAAGCCCGUCUUCGCCGCACCACCGUUGCCAAAGAUUACCAGACAAGCAAGUCGCGCCACCAAAGACGCCGCAGCGGGCCGUGGCUGUGGCGCCGCUGCGGGACGACGCCGCGUGACGCCAGGAAGGUUGUAGAACAAUCAUGAAGUGAAGUGAAGUGAAGUGUUGUUUGACAGUGACUUGUUGCUGUUGUGCUGCUGCUGAACGCUGGGUGAAUGCGUGGGUGUCGUGUGUGUGUGUGUGUGUGUGUGUGUGUGUGUGUGUGUGUGUUUUCAUCGGUUUUAUCUGAGGUCCUUUUUAAUUAACAACAAGGUGUGCUUUCUCUCGUCUUCCACCUGCUCAAUUAAUUAUUCUUACUAUUAGCAUCAGUAUUAUUAUUACUAUUUCUACUGCUACCACUAUUAUUAUUAUUAUUAUUAUUAUUAUUAUUAUUAUUAUUAUUAUUAUUAUUAUUAUUAUUAUUAUUAUUAUUAUUAUUAUUAUUAUUAUUAUUAUUAUUAUUAUUAUUAUUAUUAUUAUUAUUAUUAUUACUGUUACUACUACUACUACUACUACUACUACUACUACUACUACUACUACUACUACUACUACUACCACUACUACUAUGACUACUACUACCAAAAGAUUCCCAUCACCACCACCACCACCACCCAAAAAUACCUCUCUCUGACAGUAUUACCAAGGUUGUGACUCCUUCAAACCAUCAUCUUCUCCCUUCCCCCCAUCAGCCAGUCUUCCCUAAGCGUCCUCCCUGCACCCCGAAGACACCUAGUCACCAGUCAUGUCUUAGCUGAUGAUGAUGAUGAUGAUGUAGAUGAUGACGUAGAUGAUUAUUAUUAUUAUUAUGAUGAUGAUGAUGAUGUAGAUGAUAAUGAUGAUGAUCUCGUGUCGAUGUAGACUGCCUAGGUGUACACGAGGGUUUGGAAGCUGUGUGUGUGUGUGUGUGUGUGUGUGUGUGUGUGUGUGUGUGUGUUCGUGUGCGAGCUUCCACUCCCUUGCAAAGUCUUCUAAGGUUGUGAUAGGUAUAAGGAGUUAGUUUUAUGAAUACUAAGUUAAAAAUAGAAAAUUGAAUAGUUUUUCUUUUCUAGAGACAUUUUUCCUUGUUUUUAGUGAUGUUUGUUAGUUUGUACGCCCUCACCUGUUUCUGGUGCUGGACUUACCUGGCCGUCAGUCAUUUUUUUGAUUACUCAGUUCAUACACCUGUGCUGCUCCUGCUGGUGGUGAUUAUCUCAAGUGUGUGUGUGUGUGUGUGUGUGUGUGUGUGUGUGUGUGUGUGUGUGUGUGUGUGUGUAUUCUCCAAUGCUUAUUCCAUGUGAUUCUCAGCCGUUCGAGUCAUUUAUCCCCGCGUCACCGUCACCGCCACCGCCGCCGUGCUCACCCCGACUGUACAGCCUCGAGGCGUGUCACGCACACACGCACAGUCACGUCACGUCACGUCACGUCACUCUCGUGUGUGCGUCACCGUGGGUGGGAGGCGUGUAUGUACGUCCCUGUGUGUUUGUCCAUGUGUGUGUAGGUUCCCGCGCCCGCCGCCUCCCCUGCUGAGCCGCGCCGAGACUCAGCGGCGGGAGUCAGCGGUUCAACAAUAAAUUGAUUCCUCCAGAAACACUCGGCGGCCGCGCCUGGCCGCCGGAUGUGACGUCACCACCACAAUAAUAACAAUAAUAGUAAUAAUUGACAAUCGAGAGGGACAAAAUAUAUAUAUGUACAUGA
This is a messenger RNA of Eriocheir sinensis (Chinese mitten crab), 5061 nucleotides long. Its product is annotated as kinase suppressor of Ras 2-like. Gene Ontology annotation, biological process: protein phosphorylation. The transcript has 6 exons. The record is from RefSeq and is a predicted model, not a curated record. Bases 744 to 2882 code for a protein of 712 amino acids. Gene Ontology annotation, molecular function: ATP binding; protein kinase activity. Lineage: Eukaryota; Metazoa; Arthropoda; Malacostraca; Decapoda; Varunidae.